Molecule: messenger RNA, 4854 nt
Organism: Phascolarctos cinereus (koala)
Lineage: Eukaryota; Metazoa; Chordata; Mammalia; Diprotodontia; Phascolarctidae
Gene: SOX13
Product: SRY-box transcription factor 13
Biological process (GO): regulation of transcription by RNA polymerase II; cell fate commitment
Cellular component (GO): nucleus
Molecular function (GO): DNA-binding transcription factor activity, RNA polymerase II-specific; RNA polymerase II cis-regulatory region sequence-specific DNA binding
Source: RefSeq, a predicted model, not a curated record
UCUCUCUGUCCCUCCCCUCUCAACCCUCCCUCCCUUCCUCCUGGCUCUCUGUCUCCCUCCCUCUUUCUCCUCGGAAGCUGAAGAGCCGGUGAGGCUGUGGAAACAGCAGAAGCAGAAGCAGCAGCAGCAGCAGCAGCAGCAGCAGCAGCACCAGCCACCGCCACAGCCGCCGGAGCAGUAGCUGCAGCCCUGCUCUCUCCUUUCCUCUUUCCCUCCUUUCCUCCCUCCCUCCUGUGUUGUGAGUGUGACGCGGGGUGGCAGAGGGAGAAAGAGAGAGAUACAGAGAGAGAGAGAGAGACGGUUCUUGGACUUAGCCCGGGAGAGGAGCGAACCCUGUGAUCAGUACUCAGGGCUCCGAACUCUGAGACGCCGGGAGCCGAGUGCAGGAAGGGAGGGAGGGAAAGAGCUCAGCAGCCCAGCUGAGGCAGAGCCCUGGGGCAGAGAGCUUUCAGGACGAUCCAGGCUCCGGACAGACCCUGGGAGCCACCAGUAGCCAGCAGAGCGCGGGCUCCUGAGCUCUGGGGACCCGAGGGCAGAGCUCGGAGCUGGAGAAGCUAGCAGAUAGCCGGUAGCCGUCGACAGACGUCAGUCUCCCGCCAGGGAGCUUUGAACCCUGGGACCAGCGGCGCCGGGAGCCUGGAGAGCAGGGAGCGAGUGAGCGUCCCUCGAUCUAAUCCGAGGAGCAGCACCCCUUACCCCACCCCCCACUCAGCCCCCCUCCAUAUCCCUCCCCACUCCUGGACGUGGUUGGGGGCAUGUGAGCUGGAAGCCGCGGCAAUCUGCAACGAUCAUCCCGAGGGAGAAGCCCUGCCCCAGCAAAGGACGGAGCUGGAGCCGGAGCCGGGAGAGUAGAUGUCCAUGAGGAGCCCCAUCUCUCCCCAGCUGGCACCCGAUGGCAUUGGGACCAUGGUGAACUGCACUGUCAAGGCAGAAGAAAAGAAGGAGAUAUGCCAGGAGGCCCCACCUGGCCAGCAGGUGCCAACCCCUGCUGCAGAGCCCUUGGCUGGAGACCCAGCCCGGGCCCCCCAGGAACAAGCUGACUCAAGUGGCCCACCCCAGGACUGUGGGUCCCCAAAGAGCGAUGGGCCACCAGAACCUAGAAGACGAGGGCCUGAGCCAGCCACUGGAAGCCAAGAAAAGCUGGAUUUCAAUCGGAAUUUGAAAGAAGUCAUGCCCACCAUUGAGAAGCUUUUGUCCAGUGACUGGAGAGAGAGGCUUCUGGGAAGAAGCACUGUGGAAACCAAAGAUGUCAAAGGGACCCAAGAAAGCCUGGCGGAGAAGGAACUUCAGCUCCUGGUCAUGAUCCAUCAGCUGUCCACUCUUCGGGACCAGCUCCUGACAGCUCACUCAGAGCAGAAGAACAUGGCUGCCAUGUUGUUUGAGAAGCAGCAGCAACAGAUGGAGCUGGCCAGGCAGCAGCAAGAGCAAAUAGCAAAGCAGCAGCAGCAGCUCAUUCAGCAGCAGCAUAAGAUCAACCUCCUCCAGCAGCAGAUCCAGCAGGUCAACAUGCCUUAUGUCAUGAUCCCUGCGUUCCCUCCCAGCCACCAGCCCAUGCCUGUUACUGCUGACUCCCAGCUGGCACUGCCUAUUCAGCCCAUCCCUUGUAAACCAGUGGAGUACCCGCUGCAGCUGCUGCAUAGCCCCCCUACCCCUGCUGUGAAGAGGUCUGGGGCCGUCUCUACCCAUCACCCUCUCCAGGAGUCUUCACAGCCUCUGAACUUGACAGCCAAGCCCAAAGGUCCAGAGCUGCCCAACACCUCCAGCUCCCCCAACCUGAAGAUAAGCACCUGUGGUCCCCUCCCAGCCAACCAUGGGGCUCCUACCCGGGACCUCCAGGCCAGCCCACCCAGUCUACCCCUAGGCUUUCUGGGUGAGGGCGAUGCCAUCACCAAAGCAAUCCAGGAUGCCCGGCAGCUGCUGCAUGGCCACAGUGGACCCAUUGAGAGCUCUCCUAAUGCCUCUUACAGGAAGGACCUCAUCAACCUUGAGUCAUCCCCAGCCAAGGAUCGGCUGGAGGAGAGCUGUGGGCACCAGCUAGAUGAGACCAUGCUGAGCUGUGACAUGGAUGGUUCCCGACACUUCCCUGAGUCCCGGAACAACAAUCACAUUAAGAGGCCCAUGAAUGCCUUCAUGGUGUGGGCCAAGGAUGAACGGCGAAAGAUCCUCCAGGCCUGUCCUGACAUGCAUAACUCCAGUAUCAGCAAGAUUCUCGGUUCCCGCUGGAAGUCCAUGACAAACCAGGAAAAGCAGCCGUACUAUGAGGAACAGGCACGGCUGAGCCGUCAGCACCUGGAGAAGUAUCCUGACUAUAAAUAUAAGCCUCGGCCCAAGCGCACGUGCAUCGUGGAGGGCAAGCGAUUACGGGUGGGAGAGUACAAGGCUCUGAUGAGGAACCGACGCCAGGACGCGAGGCAGAAUUACGUUAUCCCCCCACCAGGCAAUCAGAUGCAGAUGAGCUCCCCAGAUGUCCUGUACCCCAGGGCACCUGGAAUGCCACUGGCACAGCCCCUUCUGGAGCACUACGUGCCCCGGAGCCUGGACCCCAGCAUGCCUAUCAUUGUCAAUACCCGAAGCCUUAAGGAGGAGAGCGAGGGAGCUGAAGACGGGCACUCUGUAGCCGAUGGGGAGAUGUUCCGGUACAGUGAGGAAGAAGAUUCCGAAGUUGAGGAGAAGAGUGAUGGAGAGCUGGUGGUGCUUACAGACUGAGCUGGGCUCAGGGGCUCAUGCCCUCUUGCUUCCCCCAGGCAUAUCUUUAAAGGGGGAGGGAGGGGGCUAACAAGGGCUUGUCCCCUGACCCUAUCGGGCACCACCAGAAGACUUGGACUGUGUAGGUACCUUGACGGGGGUGUGUCCGGGAGAUGGGCACAGCUGUGCAUAUGUACAUACAUCUAUGCAGGGGAAAUGGAUCAGGUUGAAUCCUACUCCAGGAUGUUUGGCCUGGGAGUAGGCAUCCUCUCUCGGGGGCUUCAGAGCCAAUGGAAUUGGUGUGGACUUUAGGAAAACAGGGGGGCACCUGAGUUCCUAGAAAAGGGAAGCUUCAUAGUCUGGCCCAGCUUCCUAUGGUCAACCAAGUGAUGCCACAAGUCCCCGGACAGUCACACCUAGGAGGUUAUUGUAUGACUAGCACCCUCUACUCCCUCCCUAUUUGGGGUCCUGGUGGCUGCAGCCCCCUCCCCAUACCCUCUUUUCUCAUCUCCCUUGAUCAGCCAGGAGGGUGGUGUAUAUUUUGCGAGUCCAUUUUAUCCAUCUGCUCCCUACCCUCCACUCUAUUCACGCCCCACGUCUGGGGUAGUAGCACACCUCCUCGUUCAUUCUACAUCAGCUUCCUGCGGGGCUUUCUUUCCCGACCCCCAUAGGUAGGUCUCUUCCCAGGGUCUGUGUGUGCUUGGUGUGAAUGAGCCCAGGCUGGGUGUGAGUGUCUCAUCCUCCGUCUGCCUUUCCUCUUGACUUCUUCAUACCCUCAUUCCUUCCCACUAGAUUGUCUUGGUGUAUCCAGCCUGCGUGUGUAUGUGAGUGGACGUGUUAGUGUAGGGGUGUGCGUGUGUGUGUGUGUGUGUGUGUGUGUGUGUGCGCGUGCACAUGCACAUGCACAUGUGGCUUGUGUGUCCCCAUUCUGGGGGAUUCCUGCGUCUCAGGAUUCCUGAGGGGAGGCUUCUUUCUGCGCCUCUCCUACUUUUCUGACUCUGGAUCUCUCUGUCAGUGAGCCUCAUUAGACUCUUUGCCUUUCUGUAGCUCUCUGUGGGUCUCAGGUUCUCCUUCUUUUUGUGUGUUUCUGUCUCUCUGUCCUGGGUAUCUGUUUCCCUAUCGAUUUGCUCCUCCCUGGCAGGAUGCCCCGACCCUUCUGGAGCCACCCUCUGUGUCUGGCCAUCUCAGUGUGUCUUUGGGUCUCAGUGUCUGGAGCUGUCAGCCACCCUGACCUCUUCCCUCUCCUGUUCACUGACUGCCAGUCAAUUCCCACGGAGCCAUUUUUAGCUCUGAGACGCAUGAGAACUCAGCCUCUCUCCAAGGGGCUACCCAGCCCCCUAGCCCUAGGCUGCCCAACUUAGGCCCUGGUUCCCAGCAGAGGGGAGUGGGGGGAAGGGAAAUGGGACCUUCUCCAGUGCCCUGGAAGCUGGGAUCUGGGGAAAGCGGCUGAGGCCAGAAAGGCAGGUGCUAGGAGAGACUGACUACCUGAGUCAUCUAGUCUUGGCCCUGCCUGAUAGACAAGGUCAGUUUGGACAAGGUUGGAAUGAUGGGCAUCAAAGAUUGCCUAAGGUGGCCGAGGCUACUUCCAGCACUGGCUGGCCUUGCUGGCCCUGGAAGGGAAGGGUAUGUAUGUGUGUGAGUCACUUUGUUUAUUUGCGGGGGGGGGGUGAGGAGCCUCAGUUGCCCUUUCCCUCCCCUUCUUUCCCUUGGCUACUGUCCUUCCCUAUUCCUUUCUCCACACUCAACCUCCACCCCCUUGCCAUUGACCCCACCCCUUGGCUAGGGGCCUUGACUUUGCCCAUGAUCAGUCUCUCAUUUUAUUUAUUUAUUUCCACCCCCAAGAAAGUCACAUCCCAUUGGAGAAAAACACUGAGGGGGGCAGGGAGAGAGCUCUGGGGUCAGGAGGAGGGGACUUAAUCCAGCUGGGACAGAUGUGGAAACCAAGCCUACCCUUUGUCCCAUCCACCCCCGUUCCCCACCUCAGCCCCUUUCCUAAGUCCCCAUGUCUCUCCAGGGUUAUUCCUUUUUUUACAACUGUAAACAUAGAUAGGGCUUUAUUUUGUUAAUAAGAUGAUGAGCAACUUAACCUGUAUAUUUCUCCUGACCUGUUUACAAUCUGGGAUUUUUUUUUCCGGUUGGCACAAUAAAGAGAGAACAUUUUGGAUCCUU